Molecule: messenger RNA, 969 nt
Organism: Perkinsus marinus ATCC 50983
Lineage: Eukaryota; Perkinsozoa; Perkinsida; Perkinsidae
Exons: 1
Coding region: 1-969 (322 amino acids)
Source: RefSeq, a predicted model, not a curated record
AUGCCGUCUCAUUUCAUACUUCAGCCGCUGCCUCCGCCGCCUCUACCAAUAACCCGCCCAUCAUCGCCCCUUCGGAAGCUCGUAGGUCCACCUGAAGAUGCUCCUCGCUAUUUGGUAUCAAGCUUGGUUGCAACCCCUGGUGCUGUUGAUGCUGAUAAGAGUAUGGUUCUACGUCGUGUUGCUGGUGAUGGUCAAUGCUUCUAUCGCGCCCUCCUGCUCGGCUACUACGAACCGCUAGUGUGGGCCCACAACGACCAUGCCUACCACUGCCUGUCUCGUGUACUGGUUGAGGAGUUGUUGGCUUCCCCUGAUGUUACUGAUGGUGAAAAGUCCCUAGAAGCAUACAGGUGUAUGGUGGCGGACCCUCAAUGGGACAAGGUGCUCAUUUCGAAGUGCCGUGCUUCUAUCGCACGGGCGGUUAUGAGUUGCAGCAAAACUGUCGAAGCUGAGGCAAUACUAGCUGCUGUUGGCUCAGUUGAUGUGCACUCAGCUGUCCGCGAUUUGGUGCUCAACACACGGGCUGACGCUGAGGCUUGGAUUCUCGGUUACGCUGCUCGAGCAUUCGGAGUGAACAUAGCAGUCUGUGCUCCUGGAUGCGCUGCAAUGGAUAUGGCUGUUCACAAGUGUGGUGAAGAUGAUGCUAGGGUGGUUACCCUACUCUAUACGGCUCCUGCUACGGAAGGUGGUUGUGGUCACUACGACGUUCUCUAUGAUAGAGCGGAGACGACUGCCGUUGCUGCCGCUGACUUUCUUUUCCCGGGAAAGUGCAGUCGAUGCCGAUCGAGUAAACUCCUGCCUCAGCGGUUGCUAUCGUGGCCUUGCGGGCAUUGGCUCUGUCGUGAGUGCGUCUUGAAGGACGUCUACGAUUGGUCGUGUGUACCGUGUAGACGCAGCAGAGUGCUGUGGCAUAGACGUAUCCUCAGCGGCCAGGAGGAGUACGGCGCCCGACUAGCUAGUAAACGCAUAUAG